Messenger RNA from Dermacentor albipictus, 1125 nucleotides. RefSeq lists its product as uncharacterized. Lineage: Eukaryota; Metazoa; Arthropoda; Arachnida; Ixodida; Ixodidae. Gene Ontology annotation, molecular function: DNA binding. The record is from RefSeq and is a predicted model, not a curated record.
UCGGCUAUUGUAGCCGAGCACGUUGUAGCCUAGUCAAGCCAGUCGUUCGCUUUUCGAUCCUUGUUGUUUUGUUCUCUGUCGGCUUUUUUUGUUUCAUUCCGUAAUGUCGCAUAUUUUAGUCAAGUGGGCGUCGACCGAACAGUGGGAUGUGUAUGAGACUAGACGCAUGGUCGAUGUAGCCACUGCCACAUCGAUUAUGAAAGAUGCUACUGUGGUGGAGGCUUUAGUCGGCAAAACCUUCAAGGUGCUUUGGAAGGAUGGAGACGAGGCAUGUGACGCAUACCUGGUGGCUGCUGGUGAGGCAGACAAAAUGGAAAGAAAGAGGACGAAGUUAGCCACACGUGCAGAACGCAACCCUUUGACAAAGAAAACGCCAUGCUGUGACCACGUGUCACAAAUCGAAGCCCUCAUGGCGGAAAAUGCAGUCCUGAAAGAACGGCUUCGAGAACACAAAGAUUUAAUCGACACUUCCAAAAUGCUUAAAAAGCUGCAGCGGGCUGUUGACAAGUUGACAUCAGCUUCUGAAGGGGCAAAGCCUGCCGAGCCUGAAGAGAACACGCAACGAGAUAUUGGUGGAGGCGUCAUGGUGUCUCAGGCCACACUGACGAGGCUGGAACAAACCUACCAUGAUGCUCCAUGCAAAUUUUCAAGGGCACUGAUUAGGGUGCUUUUCACUGAUGAGGAGCUUGCCAACAAGACACUUUUUGGCCGGCAGGCAAACAGCCAUAAAGAAAACAAGGUGAAACCAGCCUUGGACCAGACGAGGGUCUCUGCACUCCUUGAGUAUUCUUUUAAUGUCUGGAUGUUGCUGUGUCUUAUUGGCUCUCCAUGGUUUAUUGUUGCCAAUACAGUGCUGCAUUCUUCACCUGUUUCACCUUGAAACAGAAUACAAAUGCAGCAGAUUCAAGUGCUCAGAUGUGAAAGUAAAGAGAAGCCUGGGCUCUAUGCUGCAAAAAAUGGGAGCAAGGAAUGACGCCUGUUUCGAGGAAUGAAGUGCUGGAAAAGAGGUCCUACUACUUCAUUGUUCAUUGUGCUGUGACAGGCACUGGCAAAUAAGGUUAGUAGAAAAAAAACACAUUUUUUCCCCACUAACUGCUAGUGCCUGUCACAGCACAACAAACAGUG